CGGCUUAGAGCAGCAGAAACAUGGCUUACCGCAGCGGCUACGAAGACCGCCAUGAUGGCUUUUAUCAAAUUCCUCACCUCGUCAAUCAAUGGGCAUAUUACUUUUACCACCAUAUCAGGGAACGGAAUAUCGAUGAAAUUCAGUCUAUGUAUGAGGUCUCCUUUUUGAAGCUAAGCGACCGCUACUACAAAGCUGCACCAUGGCCGGAGGUGCAGCAUAUUCAGGAGGUGGUGGACCAGGACCACGUGUUCUGCCUCCUCUACAAGGAGAUGUACUUCAGGCACCUUUAUGCCCGCUGCCAGCCGACCCUCCGUGACCGGUGUGACUCGUGGGAUAACUACUGCGACCUGUUUGGGCUGCUGCUGACGAGCAAUGUCAACAUGCAGCUGCCCAAUAUCUGGCUAUGGGACAUGGUGGACGAGUUCUUGUACCAGUUCCAGUCGUUCUGCCAGUACCGCGGCAAGGUGCAGUCCAUGCCCCCGGAGGAGAUUGAAAACCUCAAGAAGUGCGAGGCGAAGAAGGUGUGGAACACGAUUGAGGUCCUCAAUAUCCUGCAAGCGCUGGUGGACAAGAGCGGCAUCGUGGCGGAGGUCGAGGGCGACGGCGGGGCCAGGCUGUGCGAGCAAAAUGGCUAUUACCCGCACUCGUCGAACGUGCUGCGCAUGCUGGGCUACUUCUCCCUGGUGGGCCUGAUGCGCGUUCAUUGCCUGGUGGGAGACUACUACACGGCGCUCAAGGCGAUCUACCCGCUGAACCUGCACGAGCGGAGGUACCUGUUUACGCAGCGCAUCGCCGGCGCACACAUCACGCUCUUCUACUAUGGCGGCUUCUCUUACCUGAUGCAGCGCAGGUACCUGGACGCUGUGCGGUGCUUCAACGCGGUGCUGCUCUUCAUUUAUGAGAACAAGAGUCAGUAUCGCAACAGCCCGCAGUUUGAUCAGAUGCUCAAGAAGAACGAACAGAUGUACCAGCUGCUGGCCAUCUGCGUGGCGCUGUGCCCUGUGGCGGCCAAGAGCCUGGAUGAGAACGUCCUUAUGCAGCUGCGUGAGCGUCACUCGGAUAACAUGACCGCAAUGAACCGAAGCGAUAUCGAUGUGUACGACACCUUGUUCCGGGAGGGCUGCCCCAAGUUCGUCACCUCAACCCCGCCCGCGUACGAUCAGGCCACCACCAACACCAACCAGUUGGCCUUCCGUGCUCAGCUGAACGCGUUCCUGUUGGAGGUUCGCGCCCAGCAGACUCUGCCACAGCUGAAGCAAUACCUUCUUCUAUACUCGUCCAUUAACCUGGCCCGUCUGGCGGCUCUGAUGGACUGCGACGAGGGGGCCCUGCGGCAGCAGCUGCUGUGCCUUAAAAACAAGCAGCGCCAGCUCAAGUGGGAUGGCGGCAAGGAUAUGACAGCUGGCACUUGGACGGUGGCCAGCGACCUGGAGUUCCACAUCGACGUAGACCCCGAGACUGGGCUGGAAAUGGUAUUGGUGUCCGACACGCAGCAGGUGGCCACGUAUGCGCCUUUCCUGGCACAUCACAUUGCGCGGUUUGAGCAGAUCAUCGCCGACCUAACUGUGCCCCGAGUUGCUGCGGCCCCUCCGACUGCUGUACGCGCAUAAAGAAUGAGGGCAGUGAUCACAGCCGACGGCGUGGGUGCUACGGUUGUGGGUGGUGGAGUAGGGAGGGUUUUUUUAACGGCCGUCCAAUAUGUGGAAGUGGAGGGCGGGAGCGAACACUGGGUCGACGGACAUUGCCUACGCAAAACAUGGAUCGACUUGAUGGAUACGGACUCGCUUGGGGGGAUAAGACCGGCAUUGCGGGGUUUAAGAGUUGUUUGGAGAUGUUUAGACAGGAAUGUGUACGGUCAGAGGAAGCU
Molecule: messenger RNA, 1867 nt
Organism: Volvox carteri f. nagariensis
Lineage: Eukaryota; Viridiplantae; Chlorophyta; Chlorophyceae; Chlamydomonadales; Volvocaceae
Exons: 12
Coding region: 21-1610 (529 amino acids)
Biological process (GO): translational initiation
Cellular component (GO): eukaryotic translation initiation factor 3 complex; cytoplasm
Molecular function (GO): translation initiation factor activity
Source: RefSeq, a predicted model, not a curated record